Molecule: messenger RNA, 2920 nt
Organism: Periophthalmus magnuspinnatus
Lineage: Eukaryota; Metazoa; Chordata; Actinopteri; Gobiiformes; Gobiidae
Gene: fmn1
Product: formin 1
Exons: 20
Coding region: 1-2889 (962 amino acids)
Biological process (GO): actin filament network formation; actin nucleation; cortical actin cytoskeleton organization
Cellular component (GO): cytoskeleton; actin filament; cytoplasm
Molecular function (GO): microtubule binding; actin filament binding
Source: RefSeq, a predicted model, not a curated record
AUGGAGGGCAGACACAGCACCUUACACCUCUACACGCCCAUCAGGGAGAGGAGCAGUGUGUCUCUCUCACUGAGCAGAAGUCCCGCCUCCCCCUUCAAAGCCCCACUCCAGAUGUCCAGCCUGGGAUGGACCUGUGGCUGUGGAGAGGACGGGCUAACAUACAACAAGUUUUCAGAGACCGACUGUCUUUCUGAACUGAUACCGAACAUGGGCAACAAACAGGAGACCAAGAUCAAGAAUGAGAAUUUAACAGAAGAUGAGUUAUUCAAAUCACAAACAUUUAAGAAAAGACGCGAGGCCCUCCGGAGGCAAGAGGAGGUAUGGCAGCAGGAGGAGGAGGAGGAGGAGGACUGCCUGUGCCUGUCUCAUCCCGGCAGACCCCAGCAUGUGGACUUUUUACACCUCACUGCACUUGAAGAGGAAGAAGACAUCAGCCCCAGGCCCUCUCCACCACCAUCCACCCCCCCUCUCUCACUGUCCCGCGGGCCAGGGUCAUCACGUAUGUCAAAUGAACCGCCUCCGGGAUCAACUUUAACCAGAGCUACUUUUUCUCCAUCAUCUCCCACUGAUAAGCAACCCCAACUUCCUGCCCUGUUCAGUGGCCUAAGGGUUCUGCGGAAAGGGGUAGUCGGACCCGAUCACGACACGAUAUCCCAAUUCAAACCCGUAUCGCAAAAUAGCAAAACACAAGGCACAUUCCUGGACCAAAUAUCUCAGUUUUUAAACCGGGAAAAGCAGGAAGAAGGAGGAGAGGAGGCAAAACAAAAUGAGUUUAACGAUAUCAUGGAGACGAGGUCCAGUGCUGACGCGGUAUUUGAUGCCUUCAAGGCGUUUUUCACCCCCAGACCUCUGAAGAAAGACCCCUCAGGGAAAGUGGACCUAGACGCAGUGAGGAGGAGGAUCAGGAACGAGAGAGAGCAACUGAAAGCUUUAUUUGAGAAGACAGAGGAGGAGGAUGGCAAAUCGGAAAGACCCACCGAUGCUGAGGACAGGACCCCGGGUCGUCUCCAAGCGGUCUGGCCUCCGCUACAGGAAGAGGAAAAAGUGGGACUGAAGUACACAGAAGCAGAGCACCAAGCAGCACUUUUGCAGCUGAAGAGGGAAUGCAAAGAUGAUUUGGAGCAAUUACAGGAGGACUAUGCUGAGGAGCUGAGCAGGCUGAAGGAGGAGAGCGAUGACAGCGUGGCCCGACUUGAGUUCACCAUAAUCGAGCUGCAGUCCCGUCUCUCCCAGUCCGAAUCCCGCCGCCAUGGUGAAGUUCGGGAUGCUUCAGUUUCCACGGGAGACGACGCUCCAUGCAAAACAUUUCGUAACAUUUGCAUUCAGACAGACAGCGAGAUGUUUGUGAAGAUAAGCAACAAUGAAGAUGGAAUCAUUAAUCUGCAGAAAGUUGAACCUCAAAUGCCGGACGUUGAUUUGAUUAGCUCAAAAAACAUACCCCCGCCUCCUCAUGUCCCCCCUCCACCUCCCCCUUUGCCCCAGUCAGGGAUAGGUCUUCUCCCCCCUCCUCCACCUUUGCCCUUUGGAUAUGGGCUCACCUCAAGGGACAAAACUCCCAGAAAAUCUACAGUAGAACCAUCCCAGCCCAUGAAACCACUGUACUGGACAAGGAUUCAAAUACAAGAGAACGAUAAGGAGACCGUAUGGAGCACUUUGGAGGAACCCAACAUUAACACAUGUGAUUUUGAAGAUCUGUUUGCCAAAAUCACCACACAGAUGAAGAGGAAGCCACUGUCAGAGGCCUAUGGGAAGAAAACUAAGCCUAGAAAGAUUGUGAAGCUGUUGGACGGGAAGCGCUCUCAGGCCGUGGGCAUCCUUAUCUCCAGUCUGCAUCUGGACAUGAAGGACAUACAGCACGCUGUUCUGAUGGUGGAUCAUUCUGUUGUGGACUUGGACACUAUUGAAGCUCUCUAUGAAAAUAGAGCGCAACCAGAUGAACUUGGAAGAAUAAAGCAACAUUACGAGACUUCUAACGAGGAGGACAUUAAACUACUGGACAAGCCUGAACAGUUUCUUUAUGAGCUCUCCCAGAUCCCAGAUUUUGCCGGUAGAGCCCAAUGCAUAAUCUUCCAGUCUGCAUUUCUUGACGGCAUAGCUUCCAUCCAACGCAAGCUACGUGCUGUUUCAUCUGUCUGUGAGGUGUUGUUGGAGCGGCAGAGUGUGAAGCAGAUCAUGGGCCUUGUGUUGGCUCUGGGGAACCACAUGAACGGGGGCAGCAGAACCAGAGGACAGGCCGAUGGGUUUGGACUGGAAAUCCUUCCCAAACUCAAAGACGUCAAAAGCAGAGACAAUCGCAUCAGUUUAGGGGAUUAUGUAGUGUCUUACUACCUGCACAAUGUGGACAAGAACGCUGGAACAGACAAGAGCAUGUUCCCUCUGCCAGAACCUCAGGACGUGUUCUUGGCAGCUCAGGUGAAGUUUGAGGAGCUCCACAAAGACCUGAGAAUGCUGGCCCAAGACCUUACAAAGUGUGAGAAAAACAUCCAAAGUGUUUGCAGUAAUUCCCCAGAAGAGCAUCAGCAGCCGUUUAAAGACAAGAUGGAGGCAUUUGUUCUCAGUGCAAGGAAAGAACAAGGUGAAGCUUCCUAUCAGCUCAUGACAAUUGAGAAAAGUUUCCAGGAUUUGGUGGUCUACUUUGGUGUGCAGCCCAAAGCAGGAGACAAGGAGGUGACCACCAGCUACUUCUUCAUGCUCUGGUUUGAGUUUUGUGCUGAUUUCAAAGUCCGUUGGAAGAGGGAGAGCAAAAACAUCUCAAAACAGAGGUUGAAGGAGGCCCAGCUCUCAGUGAAGAGGAUCACAGGAGAGAAGAAAGUGGAGACCAGAAAUAUCAACCCAAACAGCCUGAAAGAGCGGCUGCGCCAAAAGGAGGCCAACCUGUCUUCUAUUUAAAAACCUCAGGAAGAAAAAACAACUAUGCCAC